Molecule: messenger RNA, 252 nt
Organism: Diceros bicornis minor
Lineage: Eukaryota; Metazoa; Chordata; Mammalia; Perissodactyla; Rhinocerotidae
Product: keratin-associated protein 6-2-like
Exons: 1
Coding region: 1-252 (83 amino acids)
Source: RefSeq, a predicted model, not a curated record
AUGUGUUGCAACUAUUAUAGGAACUCCUAUGGGGGCUGUGGAUAUGGCUCUUGCUAUGGUUGUGAAUAUGGCUCUGGCUAUGGUUGUAGAUAUGGCUGUGGCUAUGGCUGUGACUAUGGUUCCAGAUAUGGUUGUGGCUAUGGCUGUGACUAUGAGUCCAGGUAUGGCUGUGGAUAUGGGUCUGGCUAUGGCUGUGGCUGCUAUAAUUACCAACCAUUUUGCUACAGAAGAUGCUAUUCCUCUCGCUACUAG